Balaenoptera musculus (blue whale) is the source of this 2046-nucleotide messenger RNA. RefSeq names its product DNA replication fork stabilization factor DONSON (gene DONSON). Bases 76 to 1770 code for a protein of 564 amino acids. The transcript is spliced from 10 exons. Gene Ontology annotation, cellular component: nucleus. The record is from RefSeq and is a predicted model, not a curated record. NCBI's taxonomy places the organism in Eukaryota, Metazoa, Chordata, Mammalia, Artiodactyla, Balaenopteridae. Gene Ontology annotation, biological process: nuclear DNA replication.
GUCGGGGGCGGGGCCGCGGCGCGCGGGAAGCGCUUGCGGGGCUGCGGGCUGGGUCCUCGGCCUCCGCGGCUCGUGAUGGCUCUGUCGGUGCCCGGCUACUCGCCCAGUUUCAAAAGGCCGCCAGAGACAUUGCGGCUCCGACGGAAAAGGGGCCGGAGCCUUGGGGCCGCCUCCCCGACCGAGGAGCGGCCCGAGCCGGCGACCCGCCGCGCCGCCCUGACGGCCGGGCUGCCCCUCCGCCCUUUCCCGGCAGUGGGCAGAGGUGGCGGCGGCGGCGGCGGCCCGACCGCGUUCCGAAGGAACCCCUUCGCCCGCCUGGACAACCGGCCGCGGGCCGCCGCCGAGCCUCCCAACGGGCCGUCCCGCGGCCAGCAGGAGGCGCCGGGCCCGUUUUUAGAUUCUAAUCAAGAAAAUGAUUUGCUAUGGGAAGAGAAGAUUCCUGAAAGAACAGCCAUUACUGAAUUACCCCAGACUCCUCAUGUAUCAUUCUCCGAAUCUGAUAUUCCAUCCUCAGAGAGUACUGAGUUACCUGUGGACUGGAGUAUUAAAACUCGACUCCUUUUCGCCUCUUCUCAACCCUUUACCUGGGCAGAUCAUUUGAAAGCACAGGAAGAGGCUCAAGGUGUCAUCCAGCAUUGUAGGGCAACAGAAGUUACUUUGCCUCAAAGUAUACAGGAUCCCAAACUCUCCACUGAGCUCCGUUGUGCCUUCCAGCAGAGCCUUAUCUAUUGGCUCCACCCUGCCUUGUCUUGGCUACCAUUGUUCCCUCGUAUUGGAGCUGACAGAAAGAUGGCUGGAAAGACAAACCCUUGGUCAAAUGAUGAAACCCUGCAACACAUUUUAAUGAGUGACUGGUCUGUGAGCUUUACUUCUCUGUAUAAUCUGCUGAAGACAAAACUUUGCCCCUAUUUCUACGUUUGUACCUAUCAGUUUACUGUCCUGUUCCGUGCAGCGGGAUUAGCAGGAGAUGAUGUAGUCACGGCUCUCAUCUCUCCUACAACUAGAGGUAUAAGAGAAGCUAUGAAAAACGAAGGUAUUGAAUUUUCUUUGCCUUUAAUAAAAGAAAGUGGCCAUGAGAAGAGGAAAGCGUCUGGAACAAGCUUGGGACAUGGGGAGGAGCAAGCAGUCAGCGAUGAGGAUGAAGAAGAAAGUUUUUCCUGGCUGGAAGAGAUGGGUGUGCAAGAUAAAAUUAAAAAACCAGAUGUACUUUCUAUCAAGCUGCGUAAAGAGAUACAUGAAGUACAAAUGGAUCACAGACCCGAGUCUGUUGUGUUGGUGAAGGGGACAAAUACCUUUACAUUGCUAAAUUUUUUGAUCAACUGUAAGAGUUUAAUUGCUACCUCAGGUCCCCAGGCAGGACUUCCACCAACCCUCUUAUCACCUAUAGCUUUCCGAGGUGCCACAAUGCAAAUGCUUAAGGCGCGAAGUGUAAACGUGAAGACACAAGCUCCUUCUGGAUACAGAGAUCAAUUUAGUUUGGAGAUUACAGGUCCUAUCAUGCCUCAUUCUCUACAUUCCGUGACUAUGCUACUCAGAUCUUCACAGAGUGGGUCAUUUUCUGCAGGACUGUAUACACAUGAGCCAACUGCUGUAUUUAAUAUCUGCCCACCAAAGGAUAAAGUACUGGAUAAGGAGGCUGUUCAUGAGGAGCUUGCCAACUGUGGAUUGCACCCUAAAACUCUGGACCACCUUAGUCGAACACCGAUACUGGGGAAAUCAUCUUUACGGCAUGUGGAAAUGAGUGACUACAUUUAUAAUUGGAGAUCCUGAACACCAAAGUAAGCCUAAAAGGAAUCUUUGAGGAAAAAAGCCUUCUAGCAAGGAAAUUCAAGAUUCUUAUAUCUUUGGCUUUAAAGUUCACUUUGGAAAUUUAAAGGAAUAUAGCUUUAAAAAUACUCAAAUGUUUACAAACAUUAACCUUUUACAAUACUUUUAUUACAUGCACUAAGCAGUAAAUAGGAUUAAGGUUUCAAAAUCAACAUUUGUUUUUACUCUUUUGAUUAGAUAUUCAGAUAUGAAGAUAAACUUUUUAAAAACUUCAAAAAC